GCAAUGAACAUCCCCAAAAAAUCGUCGUUACUGACAAUCAGUAAAAUUACUUGCAUUUAAAAAGAUGAGUUAUAAGAGUGCAACGAUUUUUUUAACCUCAUUCAAAAGCUGUACCACUUCGUAACAGCACUUCGCAGGGAUCAAACUUGACUACAGGUAAACGCCUCUUCUUUUCACUAUUUUCUGCUGUUUAAGGUGGUUCUGUUAUAACAAAAAAGGCUAAUUGAACUUCAUCCUCUUUUUUGGUAAGAAUAUAUUUUAUAAGAUAUAAGAAUCGAGGCUGAAAUUUGACAAAUUUUAAGAACAUAGUCGAAGUAACCUCUAUGUGUUAAUCACUACAGUUGCAGCCUCGAAUAACGAACGCGACCACUUUUUGGAAGACGGCCUUAGAAUUUUCCAUUGUUUUUAACCUCUUGUUAGCGACCACGGCUUUUGGCAUGGUCUCAGUGAUCUCUAUGCUCGUAUACAUUACUAAGAGAACACGAUGAAGUUUUAGUUAAACAUGAAACUACACAUAUCGUAGCCUGCUUGGCAGGCGUUUGAAAGGGAAGAGAAAGGGAGUUUCAGGUCAGGCGCCAGAGAAACGCUUCUCGCGCGCUACACGCUUUUGUCAUAUCGUAACAGCUAGAAACUCAAAAUGUAACUGUGUUUGGUCCUUUUCUAGUAAGACCCUCUGAGGUUCGAUUCUCGUUUAAGCGACCAAAAAAUCUUCGUAUUUUGUGUGGUGGUUUACGCGAGGUUUGACUGUAUCUUGAGAAUACUGACCCCGAGGCCGUGACUUUGAAAAGGAUAUAAUUUUGUAUGUUGAAAAUCUGUAAAUACAAUACAUGUGUACGAUUAGAUGUUUUUAAUAACAUAACCGCGUAAAAUUCUUUCUUUCUCUAAACGACAAACCUGCCCAGCAAAACGAAAAAUCCUGCCAGCACACAAUCUCUGUGUGUAACCGAUGUUAUUUUAUAGUAAAUGUACUGGAUUUACUUUUUGGCUCAACCGUAGUGAUAUAUCCUUAAGUAUAUAUAAAACAAUGUUAACUAAACGUUGAAUUACCUUACCUGUGGUAGAUUGUCGUCCUUUGGCCUCAAAAGCGGUUUUUGAGCUAUUUUGAAAAAUUUUGAGUUCGCCGUUUGGAAGGAACAGUAAACGGCGAACUCACACUCCUUCAAAAUUGCUCAAAAAACCGCUUUUGAAGCCAAAGGACGACAGCAUACCACAGGUAACUGGUAAUUCAACGUAUACAACACGGUUAUGAGACAAACAGCAAAUUGAUUCAAACAAUUUAUUACGAAACAAAGAAAACAAAAGAUGAAAGCAACAAGGUGCUGAAGGUUGACUUGCUAGAACUAAAGAGAUCUAGCUUCUGAAAUGUGCUCUCCACAAAGGCUUGAAAGCAACUGACUAACUUGGGCUACAGUUAGUGAAUAUCUUGAGUUGAUUCUCAAUUUCCUUUGCCUGCUAACCCUAAUUCAUGAACAUUCAAGGGGAUAGGAGACAAAGGAAAUUGAGAAUGAAUCUAGGUUAAAAAAUUUUUACCUGAAUUUAAAUUUGACCUCCUCUUAUAACUCAGGGUUAUUCCCGAAGUGAUGGCCGAUGGUGGGGAUAGGGGCUUUAUUCAAGGGUUUAUCUUAGCAUAUUUACACGAAGUUUUUUAGUUUCGUGCCUUGGUCUUCUAAACGGUGUUGCAAAUAAUCAUUUUGCUUUCUUUGUGGCUGUAGGAGACAUGGCACAAGAGGGAGAUGCAGUCUACUAUCCUCAGGAAAUGCUUGAUCUCAAUUGGAAUACUACUUCCAAAGAGAAAAUCCAAGAGGUUUACAAAGUAUGGGCUGGCCAUUAUGAUAGGGUAUGUUUUGAAUUGCCAAAAUGUUUUGGUAGAAAACAGCCGAAAUUUCGCGAGGCCACCUCUAGUUUUCCUGCAAAAUGACCUCGGAGGAACGACUGCAGAAAUGCAGUACUGAUGACGAGUCACUACCCGGCAGAUCUGAGUAGUGCUUCUGAUUGGUUGAAGCAAAUUUCCCUCCCAGCAAGACUAAUCAGAAGCAGUACCUUAGCUCUGACAACAUCACCAGUGAGUGUGAAAUUUCUGCGAUUAUGCCACAGACGUCAUUUCGUAGGGAAACCAGUGGUGGGGUCGCGAACCCGGGGGGGUUCGCGAAAUGGUUGCUGUUUCCUUAGGCUAUGUUUUGGUCCGGCUGACACUUGUUACAUGUGGCAGGUGUGGUUUGUUACUAUGAAAACUCCAUCUUAGCAGGGCAGUGAUCGAGAUGGAAACCUUUUAAGCCAAAAUACGUGUAAUGUAGGGUUCACACGAAGAAAACGCAAGCCCUAGGGCAGUUACUAAUUCCAAAAGUGCUUGAAUAGGCAGUUUAAUGCAACUGCCAUGUGACUCUCACCAAGUGAAAGGAAAAUUUCAAGCUAGAGCGAAAUAAUUUCCAGGAAUAAAUUCAGGAGCAUAUCUAAGUUAGUGACAAAGCAAAUUUUCAGGCCAGUGCUAUUCGAUGGGGCAAAUUAAUUUAAGGGGAGCUCGGGUAGUGCAACAAUUUCAAACAAAUCGAAUAUUUCGAAGGCAAAAAAAUCUUUUGGUAAAAUUGUAUGUAGGUGACAACAAAAAACCUCGCCACCCAGUUAAAAUUUGGUCUGUUAAGUUAAUUUUGAUCAAUUGGUCUUUUUUUAAAAAUGCAAACGUAAUAUCGUCGUAGUCUGGUAGUCUCCCUCGCAGCCGGUUUUGUCUCGUCACGCAGCGGGAAGUCCCUGGGAUUACUUCUCUAUCCAAAAAAACAAACACUAGAGCAUUCUCCGAGAGUCUCUGCUUAAUUUGCCAGGAUCACUCUCGUUUCCCUCGUGAGCUUUGGUUGCAAUAAUACUUCCCUGCGAUAUUCUGUCCUGAUUAGCUGACCCUGGGUCCAAAGGGUGGGGAAAACAUUGUCUGAUUUAGGGGUAGGAACGCAAAACGUCUUUAUUGGCGAGGACGGGGAGAGAUGGCUUGUUAUGCAGUCUAUUAAUUGAGUGUUUGUGUCAUAGGGUUUCACCCAGAUAGUCUAGAAUUAAAAGUCACUUAACAAGCACAUUCAGCCUGGUCAGUAAAGAGCUUUGUCCGCCUUAGGGGUAGGACGAGGAGACUGAGGUGGCUAAGGCUAAACUACAACCUCUUUUUUGGUAGGAAUAUAUUUUAUAAGAUUCAAGAAUCGAGGCUGAUUGGUAUUUAUGUCACAGGAUUUCACGCACAUUCAGAAGUUAAUGCAGAAUGAAAAACGCUUGACAAGCACAUUCUGCCUGGUCGGUUAAAAGGCCUUCCAUGUUUAUUCAUUUUUUCUUUUUAGUGGGUUCUUGAAGGCUCCGGCCCUGGCACACCGGGUUGUUACUCCCAUUUAUCAUGUGGAGAAGCCUUCUUCAAUGCAGCUAAAGACCACUAUGGCGAAAGCAAGAAAGACCUCAAAAUAAUGGAUUUUGGCUGUGGGUCAGGACUGUCUGGUCAAGUUCUGAAGGACAAAUAUGGAUAUGAUAACCUGACUGGGCUGGAUGUGUCUGAAGAUAUGUUAAAUAUCGCUAGACAGAGGAACAUCUACAAGACUCUUAUCAGUGCCUUCGUAGGUACCGACAGAAUAAAAGAGAUACAAGAUGGUGAAUAUGACGCCGUUAUCUCCUCUGGAGUGUUCCAAACUGGUCAAGUGAGAGCCAAUGCUUUAGAUGAAAUCACUCGCUGGAUUAAGCCAGGUAAUUUGUCACUACUUUGACUUCUUGUGUAAGUUUUGUUUCAAGAAAUCUAGAGGUAAAAGUGAGAUGACCUUUUUGGAAAAAUAUAACAAGCAAAUGACUUUGCGUUUUUUUUUUUUGCUAUUUCUUCAUUUCAGUGACUUCUACAGAUCUUAAAUCCCAUGCCACUCAACGUCUAAACAUUAAUACACAUAAAAUGUAGGCUUAUUUCUUGGAAAUUUUGUUAAAAAUUUAACUUUUAGAAUUGAAAGCCCUGCAAAUCAAGAUGAAGUGUAAGGGGAGCCCCGCAUACCGUGGUAAAAUCGUUAAUAUUCCUGACUAAUGCCCUGUAUUUCCCGGUUAUGAGGAUACGGGGCUUUCAGCUAACUGACUAAAAACUUGGGGCGGUAGAUGGAAUAAUCAUAAAUUAGUAUAAGAGUCAGUGAGGUUACUUUCACUCUAUGCCGGAUCCUCUGAGUUGUUUCGCCUGCACGAAAGCAAUACCGGGUAGGGCUUCUGUUCUCCAAGAAUUGAGCGCCGAGCAGCGCCGCGUUGUUCUCGAUAGUAGAGCGUCACAUAUCGCAUACGUUCUGUGCCACACUUUGGUGGGCUGUGACCACAGGUAGCCCAAGCUCGAAAUAUGAGCAUCAGCGAACAUCAGCAUUGUUGCGUAACACUGGAAAUAUAAGGUUUUGUAUGGCAAAAAAAACCUAUCUAUCUACAGAGAGAAAACCGUUUAAAGUACAGCUCAUAAAACGGCCAUAAAUUGGCCUGUGGACCACACAGGAGAGACGUAACACACAUUUUAUGUAAAGUUGUGUAAUAAACAUAAGGUGUCCAACCUGAUUUUAAGGUAUCCGUACUAUUCAAAACCCCGCCACUUGGGUGCAAACAGGUAUUGAACACCCCAGAAAAUACCAUAACAUACCAUAAUGCUCUUUGUUUGUGGCCCCAGGGGAAACUGAAGACAUUGCAUAUUCAAAAUUUUGGGGUGACAAACAAAGAGCAUUAUGGUAUGUCAUGGUAUUUUCUGGAGUGGUCAAUUCGGAUCGUAGCGGAAGCGAAUAAAUAGGAGAGGGGACUGGAAUACGGAAGUAAGUAUUCGGAUUGAACACUGUAAUGUAGCUCACGAAACCCUCUCGGCCAACCGCUCUCGCACGAUGUUUGAUGUGUGUUCCACUGCUGUGUCGUAGCUAUUUACAGUCGGAAUAGCACGGUACAGCGUUUAGACAUGGCCUAAGGAUUUACUGCUUGAAUUUGUUACUUUCAGGUGGUAUCAUGUGCUUCACUUGUCCAGUGUUUGACAAAGAGGAAAGCGGUUACAAGGAGAAAUGUGAGAGUCUGGAGAAGGAGGGAAAAUGGACGCUGGUCUCCAAUAAGGAAGCUGAGUACUAUGGCGACAAAGCUCCUAAAGGGCGUGGCUAUAAAACCUGUCGAAUGCUGGUCUACAAAAAGUUAUAAGCACUUUGUUGGCAGUGGGUGGUUUUGUCAUCUUAUCCUCGACCUUUCUACACCGGGUUUGGAUUUUGUGCAGUCAUGUUAUUCUAUGAACUAGCAAAAUUAAGUAAAAAUGAAUUGAAGCAAACUGUUUUUCAAUUAUAGCUCUUGAAAAGUGUCGUUCGCUACGUCCAUUUACUUCGGUUAUACAUAUAGUACACAUUUUGUUCUUUUUAUGUGAUCAAAUAGUUAUAUUGACCAUAAAAGACUCUUAAUGCUUCUAGCUUCGUACACGGAAUAUAAAACAAACGAUAUAGAAGUUAAUAAAUAGAGCCCUUUACUUGUUGCUUGUUAUUACAAAUUUCUCUUUAUCUCUAGCCGGAUUUUUGAAAACGUUACUGCCAAAUCGACCUCUUCCGUCAAACAGCUUAUUUUUUGGCCAAAAACUCCUCCAUCUCCCAAGUGGCCACCGAUCUUUUUUUUUUCUCUUCUCCUCCCUUCCUCCUCCUCGCUCUUUCUUUUUCUCUUUUCCUUUUCCUUCGCUGGUUUGAUUUUCGAGAUUGUCGGGUGCAAAAAACCUGACUUUUGUCUCUUUUUCACUCAAAUGGCUGCAAAGUUCGUUUUCAAAAAAUCGGUUAGAUUUCGCGAUUUUUGCGAGACAGUAUUUCGCGGGGUUUUAUUUCCGCGAUUGCAAUAGGCAAAUAUAAAAAAAAGGCAUUAGAUUUCGCGAUUUAAGCGUUCUCAACUUUAUUUUACCUUUCAAAAUUAAAUUUCGUAAGAUAAAUUGGAACGAGGAAUGUGUGAAAUCUCACAACUGAAGAUACAAAAGGAACUUAGUAGAAACAAUAUUAAUUUGUGUAUUAGUCGAUGUAUAUCCUGUCAUGAUGUUGUUGCUAUUACAUAUUAAAAUUUAUUUUUCUGUG
Molecule: messenger RNA, 6047 nt
Organism: Porites lobata
Lineage: Eukaryota; Metazoa; Cnidaria; Anthozoa; Scleractinia; Poritidae
Source: the annotation of a GenBank genome assembly